AGGAGAAAAGGAUUUAACGGAGGCACACACCACCGCUUCUCUCCUCUCUCUCUCUCUCACUCCUCACACCGCUUCUAGGGUUUUAGCUUUUGCCGCCCCUUCCUUCUUCUUCCUCAACCUCUCGCUCUUCCUCUCUGAAAUUCCGCCUCUCUCAGAAUGAGCAGCGACGACAACAACAUCAACAUGACCGAUCUCGCCGCCGCUUUGAAGGAUUCCAACCAGGAAGGAAUCCUCAACGCUCUCAAGGUCAGUAGCCUCGAGACUGGUGGUCAGCAUGUGGAGGAAGUCCUGAGAGGUUUAUCUCCUAAUGUCAGGAAGCGUGUUGAUUUCCUUAGGGAAAUCCAGAGCCAACAUGAUGAGUUGGAGACCAAGUUUUUUGAGGAGCGAGCUGCUUUGGAAGCUAAGUAUCAGAAGCUGUACCAACCUUUGUACAACAAGCGUUACGAGAUUGUAACUGGUGCUGUUGAAGCUGAAGGAGUCACUACUGAAGCAUCCACAAAUGAAGAGGAUGCUGAAGACAAAGGAGUGCCUGAUUUCUGGCUGAAUGCCUUGAAAAACAAUGAUGUGCUCUCUGAGGAGAUAACAGAGCGUGAUGAAGGUGCUCUAAAAUAUCUGAAGGACAUCAAGUGGUCUAGGAUAGAAAACCCCAAGGGAUUCAAACUCGACUUCUACUUCAACACUAAUCCCUAUUUUAAGAACACCAUCUUGACAAAGACGUAUCACAUGAUUGAUGAAGAUGAACCUAUUCUUGAGAAGGCAAUUGGAACCGAGAUUGAGUGGUAUCCGGGCAAGUGCUUGACACAGAAGAUCCUUAAGAAGAAGCCUAAGAAGGGAACAAAGAACAGUAAGCCAAUCACAAAAACUGAAGAUUGUGAGAGUUUCUUUAACUUUUUUAGUCCACCACAAGUUCCUGAAGAGGAUGAAGAUAUUGAUGAAGAUGCUGCUGAGGAACUCCAGAAUCAGAUGGAACAAGAUUAUGAUGUUGGGUCCACUAUCCGGGAUAAGAUCAUCCCACAUGCGGUCUCCUGGUUUACUGGAGAGGCUAUCCAGGAUGACGAUAUAGACAUGGAUGACGAUGAUGAUGAAGAUGAAGAUGAUGAUGACCUGGACGAUGAGGAAGAUGAGGAAGAUGAGGAUGAGGACGAUGAGGAAGAUGAAGGCCAAGCCAAAAAGAAGGGAUCAGGUCAGAAGGGUGCGAGAGCACAACUCGGUGAUGGUCAACAGGGUGAGAGGCCUCCAGAGUGCAAACAGCAGUAGAUGAAUCUGAUUGAUGCAGAAAGUGAGUAGCUGAGUGGGAGUUCAUUGGCUUCAAGACUGUUGUGGAAAAAGGAUUGUUGGGCAGUUUUGCAUGGUGUUGGUCAUUCAAUAUAUAAUUUUACCGUAUGUUCUUAUGGGUGAUAGUGGGAGUCUUUAUUUUGGUUUUCCUUUGUUUUCUCAUUUUUUUAGGGACACAGUAUGAGGUUUGUUGAAUCAUGUUGGUAUUUCAUGGACAAGGUUUUAAGUUGGUUAUUAAUGAUGUGUAAUUUUUGGUCC
This is a messenger RNA of Fragaria vesca subsp. vesca, 1533 nucleotides long. Its product is annotated as nucleosome assembly protein 1-like 4-like. The coding region runs from base 157 to 1257 and encodes 366 amino acids. Gene Ontology annotation, biological process: somatic cell DNA recombination; nucleosome assembly. NCBI's taxonomy places the organism in Eukaryota, Viridiplantae, Streptophyta, Magnoliopsida, Rosales, Rosaceae. The transcript has 11 exons. Gene Ontology annotation, cellular component: nucleus; chromatin. Gene Ontology annotation, molecular function: chromatin binding; histone binding. The record is from RefSeq and is a predicted model, not a curated record.